GGCAUUGACCGUCCAUUCCUCCUUGGUUUCAUGAAGAGGAGCGCCUAAUAUGGACUUCUGGAACCUGACGUAACCACAGGCUGGCCUUUAAGAACAGCCCGCCCCUCCUCCGGUAGCUCUCUGCUCAGAAACAAGCGGACCGCCUCGCUCUGUUUAGCGACGGAGCGGCGCACGCGCGGUUAGUGACAGUCGGAGCGCCGUCCAAGUUGAGCCUGUCUGCGGGGAGACUCUUCAGCUUUUCUACAUUUAGCAUAAUGGAUGCAGCCGCAGCUCCGCAGGUUGUGGUGAACCAGCCGAAUGAUCUAGACGAAACAAACUCUGAGAAAGGUGCAAGCUCAUCGGCUGACGACCACCUUUUGACGUUAAAGACAUUGGCAGAGAAGCUCAGACUGGAGACCAGGAGGCCCUCUUACCUGGAGUGGAAAGCCCAGCUGGGGGAAGAAAGGCUCAAAGGGUCAGAACCUGGAAAACAGCCGGUCCAAGUGGGAGCUGAUGGGAGAUUGGCUGUCCACAAAGGGACUGCAAGUGACAUUCAGCCUAAACAAUCAUCAAGUCCACUAAAAAACAGAUUUGAGAACAUCGAUGAAGCUCUCAGUUGGCUUAGAAGAGAACUAACAGACAUGCGCAGGCAGGACCAGCAGCUGGCGAGGCAGCUCAUGCAGCUGCGGAGCGACAUAAACAUGCUGAAGAUCGAGCAGACGUGUCACCUGCAUCGGCGGAUGCUCAACGACGCCACCUACGGGCUGGAGGAGAAGGACGAGCUUUCGGACCUGCCGUACGAGUGCCCGGUCACCCCGGGACUCGGCCUCUCAGCCCCACUGAGGCUCAUCGGAGUCACCAAAAUGAACAUAAACUCUCGCCGCUUCUCGCUCUGCUAAGAAAGAACAAAACAAGAGACACUUUCAAUUUCUUAAUGAUGGAUUGGUAAGUGGUCACAUGACUGAGUUGCACAUUUUAGCAACUUUUGCAUAAAAAAAGACAAAUUAAAAGCAUUUUAUUGGCAAACAACUAUCAGUAAAAGGUUGAUUAAAGGUUUUUGCCAAUAUGAAAAGUGACAGCUCAUGGAAAGGCAACAAUAACACCACAAAGGCAUCCUUUUUAAAAGAUACUAGAAGCUAUUCAGACCAUCAAAACAGUCCUGUUGGUCUUAAAGUGAUUUCUUGUUCACCCUCAACGGCCCAUCAACUACGUACUUAGCUAAUGUGUUCUUGUGUGUUUCCUUGGUCUCAAGCCAAGUUUUAUCAAGCACAGACUAAAUACGUAAAUAUAUAUUCUAUAUAUAGAUUUCUAACUUCAAGUCAGUUCAAGGCAGUCAGUUGAACUCAUUAGUGUUUCAUUUUGUCUCCAGACUUGACGUUUUUCUGUAAAAAAUGCCUUAUUGACUUUAAAAAAUACAUACUUUUGCAUAUUUUUGUUUUAUCUGUGGGAAAAAAAUUUGAGGUUGUUUUGUUUCCUGAAAUUGAUAGUCUUCGGGAAACUUCACUUAUGUAACACUGUCCUGCACUUUUCCUGAGCUUUCCUCGCUGUUUGUUUGAAAAGCUCCACGUAGCUUCAUUUCCUGUGUAAACACGAUAACGUGUGUACCAAAUGAAACCAUUACAAGCCCUCUUCUCUGACUUUAGUGGUGCUGCAGCUUCAAACUGUUCAUCAAAGAGGAACAGGCUCCAAAGAAUGUAAGAUCUCAACCUUCACGUGUUCGAUUUCGAGCUUGAGUUGAGAGUGACUCAGGCUCUCUGAAGCAGAUCAUCAAGCCUCUCACUGAAGAUUGUUUUGUUUUUUUCAAUGCAAAAGCAUUGUGACUAGUGAAAAUUUGUUCCCAUUACCACCUCUUAAAUGACGUUUCGUCCUCCACGUUUCAUGGUUUUACAGUGCUGUACACUCCAGUGCGCGGCCUUUGUGUCGUCUGACAUGAAAACAGUCGCUGCACCUCCUUAAUCUUAUAGAACUGAGCCUAUAAUCAUCUGGAGCAUGCCCUAAAGGGCCCCAAUGCAAAAUUCCUAAAUGGUUUCUCAUCUUUUCAUGUAUGAAACCUGUCACUCAAGCACAGCAGAAGAAAGCCUUUCAUUACCUGAAGGGUGCAGUCAUGCAUGCACAGAACUGCUGCAAAGGGAACAAAGAUGAAGCAUUUCUAAAUGCUCAAACUCUAACUGUAGAACCUAAAACAAGAUCUGAAUUGAUUUAUAAGGAGGCUGAGUUGGCCUGUCUGCACCUUUGAGCCUCCCUGCAUGUUGCUAAGAGCAUCCCUCACAAACAGUUAGCAGGGGAGGGGGGGCGCAAUCGGCUUCUUAUCUGACUCGUUCCCAAGGAACCAAGCUUGUUCGCUAUUAAGUUUAAUUAUCCCUCUCAGCUUUGGAGAACGGCAUAAACACUCUGGCCUUCUUUCCAGGUUCUCAGUCACUCUCGCUCUAAUGGCUCCAGGAAAUAGCCAGGAUCAUCUAUGCACGCUCGUCUGACUUUACUCAUUGAUCCCUGUGUCUGCAGCUGAAUGAUUGCACUGAGCUUCAGGCUUUCAUGCAUGAACUCCAGCUUCAUCUGAGCUGUCUGCUGAGAACCCUGCCUAAAGAGCUUUUACUUUCACAUAAGCUGCCAGUAAUCAAUUCGGGUUAUUUUUCUUCAUUUUUCCCCUUUCAAAAGAGAAUAAUUAGCGACCAAACACACUUUGGCAUGGCAAUAAUUCCAUACAUUAGCUAUCUAAUUUGCACAACAAAGUAACCACUUGACAGGCGUACGAGAGGCUAGUGAAUCUGCUCUAAAAGCGUGCAGACAGUAAGAAAAUACUUGGUAUUUUUAGGAGAUGCUGUGACAUUAAUGUGUUUCAAAGAAACUGUACUGUGAUGUUCUCUCACACUUAAUCUGGCAGUUGGCAUCCUAUUCCAGUAAAGUGACAGAUGUGAUAACACAGAGAGGCACUUCUCACCAGGAUCAGAGCUGCAAACUCCAGCCGACAGAAACUUCACCAAGGGGAACCAGAGGGAGUCUGGCAAGAAUCCCAGACUGUCGGCAUGCACGCUGCAAAGACGAGCUUGUUAAACACCACAUCCACACAACCUGAGACAUUACAAAAGGAAAAAAUCAUUUCUAUCUGAUGGAUUACUCACUGCUUUGGAUUUUUUUGUACUUGAAUUAUAUGAAAUUUCCUCUCUGUUUAAUCCUUUUUUCCAAAACCCGAAAUCUACUUUUACCACAGUAAUUAACUUUACAUCCUUGAUGGAAUCUGACAUUUUUAUUGCUGAAUCAUUGGAAAUGAGAGUUUUAUGGAUCAGUGGAGCACCAGGACCAAAGCUUGGAGAGGAAAAUGAGCUUCAGUGCCACUGUUUUUCUGUGGAAAACUUCUGGAUCAGGUUGCGGCUCUUUCUGCACGUCUCAAAUCUAAAGUGCAGCAGUCCUGCAACAGGUUUUUAGGUCACAUCAAUUCACUUUCUGCAGCAAAGUGAGAGAUUUUUAAAAUAAUAAAAUAUUUUUGGGAAGAUA
Oryzias latipes (Japanese medaka) is the source of this 3471-nucleotide messenger RNA. It is a transcript of the gene fam167ab, whose product is annotated as family with sequence similarity 167 member Ab. Lineage: Eukaryota; Metazoa; Chordata; Actinopteri; Beloniformes; Adrianichthyidae. The record is from RefSeq and is a predicted model, not a curated record.